Messenger RNA from Monascus purpureus, 2341 nucleotides. The record is from the annotation of a GenBank genome assembly. Lineage: Eukaryota; Fungi; Ascomycota; Eurotiomycetes; Eurotiales; Aspergillaceae.
GCUCUCUCCCCCUCGACAUUUCAUCACCCCCGGCGUCUAUUGCCACGGCGUUAGGACUCUUUACGCUCCUGAUCAUGCUGUGAAGUUCAUUCCGUCUCAACCUGAGAUACCGUCCAUUGCCCAGCUUCCUUCAUCAUGGCUGUUGCGAGGCCGAGGCCGUAUAGGCGCAUAUUGACAUCUGCAUUGCACCGGAGAUUCGUUCAUGCCUCUGCGCUUGCCUUUCUUGCCUGUUACGUUGCAGCCUUUAUUAUUGGCGACAAAAGUUCUUAUUUCUGGUCAUGGUUUCCGCUCGGAGUAUGCGGUAUACGUACAGUCCUCCUAUUCAUUACCAGUUUGGCCAUUUUUGUCUUGCGCGUCGGUCAAUUGCAUGUCGGCUCGAGAACCACAACCCCUCCCAUUAGUGCCUUCAGACAUCUCUUUCCUCUACAGAUUAUCCAAACACUUGGAUGGUAUUUAUUCUCCGCUUGGUGGUUUAAUGAGGUAUAUGUCUGGUCUGCUCCAUAUGAUGGCUAUGAAUGGAUAAAAUCUGCGCGGCCUUAUGAACGGGCCACCUUGAACGAGCGUCCGAUUUACAUCCAUACAUAUCACAUAACACUAGCGGUCGUACAAUCUGUGAUCCAUCUCUAUUACGAUUACGACCGCAUUCCCAUACCUGUCGCAAAACGGGAUCCUGAAGGGAAGGAUCAGAGAACUCACCCACUGGAGCCAGUCAUACAGAGUUUACGGAACACCAUGCCUGAAAUGCUUACAGUGUUUAAAAGAACAUCGAUGAUCACAAUGAGUUUUCCCGUCGUUUACACCCUCUUCCUUAGGCGCCCAGCAUGGAGCUUUACUCUGUACUUUGCGAAACUGUUUUGGAACUUCGCUAGAUCCGCCGCAAAGCCUCCAGGGUUUUUCCCGGGUGUUGGUGUUGGUGCAUUUCUACAAUCCUUUGUUUCAGGUACCUUACUGGUUUUCUGUUGGGAAAUUACCAAUGCUCUCUUCACCAUUUUCCUCGGCCAGGAACCCCUCAAGCGAGGACAGCCGCUUACGGCGGAGGCAAAGGAUCCAAAUGGUAGUUUAUUGAACGGGUUGAAGGCGAAGAAGGAGGUUGUGAAUUCCUUUGCCUUCUGGGAGCUGUGCUUUAUUAGCCAGCGGUUUCCUGACCGCCGGAAAGCCAUUUUCAAUGACAUCGACCGCGAAGGGGGUGCUGCCUGGUCUCAGAUUCGGGAUGCCUCCGUUGAACUUAUCCAAGGAAUUUCUACCAGAAUCAGCGAAAGCAAACAGGACAAGUCCAAACCAUCAUCGCAAACGAUCCGAAAACCUCAACCAGAGAUUCACACUCUGCCUCGGUUAGCAGACCCGCCGAAAAAAGAUAAUAUCUUCGCUGCUUCUCCAAAGGCAACUUCGCGCCCUGCUCAGUUCGCGGAGACCAUCGGUACCACUGCUAAGUCAUACGGUCAAUCUUCCGACUGGACCCCGGUUGCGCGUGCCAGAGUCCGCGAUGCCUUCGGCCGGGCUUCGUCCGCCGUGCUGAGCCCUGAAAGAAAACAGAAGCUCCUUGCUUCUUCACGAGAAUUUCGGUUGCUAACCGGCCCUACUCCCAAAACUGGCCCAGAAACUAUUCACCCGUUUAUCGUACAAUUCCUGCGUUCUCCGGUAGGCCAGCCACUGCGUCAGACGUAUGCUCAGAGACUGCGUAGCAUUGUCCUGGGUAGGCCGCAUGCUUCACUAUGCCCCCUCGUUGAUGCGAUUGAAUCCCUAACCCGCCUGCUUGUUGCGAGCGUAACCGAAGACAUGUUUGGCAAAGUCUGCGCCGAUGUUCCCACCGUUGUAUGCCUUUUUACAAAGACAAUCACAGAUCUGGAGCCAUUCAUAAACGGGGGUCUUGGUAUACAUUGGACUGAUGUCACAUUCCCACCUUCCAGUGACCCUCAAGCGCAAGCUGCGGCACGUCGAGUGCCUGAAGUGGAUCUCGUGCUGGCUGUACUGAAAAGCUCUCUUGCAGACCUUGUAGCUGCAUUCAGCAAGCAUGCUCGCGAUUUCGGGCUUGGAGAGAAAGAUUUACGAUUGGCAAGGAAGGCAGCUGGCAUAGAGGAGAGAAAGGAAUCAUGAUUGAUGAUGAUGUGCCAAUAUUGCUUGGAUCUUAUUCGAUUCAUGUGUAUUUAGUGCCCGAAUGGCGCAUAAGUGUCUCGCGCGACGGUCAAGUUGGCCGAAUGCAUUACUCGGGCGUUAGGGUCUUUCAGGCAUUUGAUUUCAAUUUGGAUAGAACAGGCAUCACCGAACUCUGUAGCUGGUGCAUUUCAUCUUGUAGUGUGGGCAUCAUAGAUCUAACCUGUCUUGCCGUCUUGUCUAUCUGUUC